UCAAGAUGGCGAACAGAAUGACGUUCUAUACUGCAUGAAAUACCGUCAGAAUUUCAACAUCAAGCUUCAAAAGAUACUUCGAACCAAAUGAAAAUGUAGAGAUAUGGAUGGAAAGAAUUAUUUGGUGUUUCCUCUCGUAAUUUGGCUAUGGUUUUUGUCUCAGAUAUUGCAAAAUGGUGGCGUGAAAAACAUAGAUUGUUAGUGUUUGUUAUUUUGGUUUGUGUUUUGACACGAGCCAGUCACGUACCACUUGGUUGCAUCAAAAAUAAAACCGAAGGAUUAUGGUUUGAUUUUAAAACUUCUGUUGUGGAAAAUGAAUACAUUGUGCUGUUCGACGGAUACUAUACUGAACCAAAGCGAAUUGUGUUUGUGAGCGAAGCUUUAAGUAUCGUCCAUGUACCUUCGUGGGAGUUGAUUCCUCGUAACAAUCCUGCCAGACAGUUUCCCAGUGACUUCUCGUUGAUAAGGAUAAGUCAGAGUGAAGAAGAAGGGCUCGAAGCUCUUCUAUUACAUCCCAAGAUACGGAAAGUAACUCCUCAAAGAAAAGUUCAAAGAUUUCUUCAUUACGCUGAAGAAGUUGAUGAUGACCAAGAUGGUAAUAGUUCUGGUGGUUGCCAUGACAACUGCUGGACUGUUGAUGACUGGAGUGCUCGAAAGGGGACUCGUUCUAGCCUUUCCAUGCUUCAAAUGUCAAAUAUUGAGGAUCCUGCAAAAAGAAGGCUACUGAGGGCCAUACCACGUCAGAUCACACAGACGUUACAAGCAGAUAUAUUGUGGAGCAUGGGUUACACUGGACAAGGUGUGAAAGUGGCAGUGUUUGAUACAGGAUUACAUCAACAACAUCCACAUUUCAAGAAUAUCAAAGAUAGAACGAACUGGACAAAUGAAAAAUCAAUGGAUGAUGGUCUUGGACAUGGUACGUUUGUAGCUGGUGUCAUCGCUUCCAAAGAAUGUUUAGGUUUCGCUCCUGAUGCGGACCUCCAUAUUUACAGAGUUUUUACAAAUAACCAGAUUUCCUAUACAUCUUGGUUUUUGGACGCGUUUAACUACGCGAUAUUAAAGAAAGUUGACGUUCUUAAUUUAAGUAUUGGUGGUCCAGACUUCAUGGAUCAACCUUUCGUUGACAAGGUAUGGGAACUGACGGCUAAUGGUGUUAUAAUGGUGUCGGCCAUUGGAAAUGACGGUCCACUUUACGGAACGUUGAACAACCCUGCGGAUCAGAUGGACGUUAUUGGUGUCGGAGGAAUCAACUUUGAAGAUCAAAUUGCGCGCUUUUCAUCCCGUGGAAUGACUACCUGGGAGCUACCCGGUGGUUAUGGCCGUGUCAAACCUGAUCUUGUUACCUAUGGUUCUGGAGUGAGGAGUUCUAAAUUGAGAGGUGGUUGUCGAUCGCUAUCCGGUACAAGCGUUGCAUCUCCUGUUGUUGCUGGCGCUGUCACCUUACUACUGAGUUCAGUGCGUCAUCGUGGUGACGUCAUUAACCCAGCCAGCAUGAAGCAGGCGUUAUUGGCAUCAGCCAGACGGAUACCCUUGGCAAAUAUCUUUGAACAAGGUCAUGGUAAGCUCGAUCUUAUCAAGGCAUAUCAAGUAUUAUCCAGUUAUAAACCUCAAGCCAGUCUGAGUCCGAGUUACGUGGAUCUGACGGAAUGUCCAUAUAUGUGGCCAUAUUGUGAACAACCUCUCUACGCGUUUAGUGUUCCUGUCAUUGUGAAUGUUACUGUAUUGAAUGGUAUGGCCGUUACUGGUGCCAUUGUCGGCGAGCCUGUUUGGCAUCCAUAUUUACCUCAAAAUGGAGAUAGGAUUGAUAUUUCCUUUGCGUAUUCUCGAGUUUUGUGGCCUUGGUCGGGUUAUCUUGCUUUGUUCAUCCGGGUUAAUCCAGCGUCGUCCACGUGGUCAGGUAUUGCUGAAGGUCACGUGUCAAUCAACAUUUCCUCCCCACCUCAGGGUGACGAAAUGAAUCGAAGUACCUCAACAAUUAAGUUACCAGUAAGAGCCAGAAUAAUGCCAACACCAGAGAAGAGAAUCCUGUGGGAUCAGUAUCACAAUUUACGAUAUCCUCCUGGUUAUUUUCCUCGAGACAAUCUAAAAAUGAAAAAUAGUCCAUUAGAUUGGAAUGGAGACCAUAUACACACAAAUUUUCGAGAUAUGUUCAAUUAUAUCACAAAGCAAGGACAUUUCAUCGAAGUACUUGGGUUGCCUUUGACUUGUUUUAAUGCAUCACAGUAUGGGACUCUGAUGAUAGUCGAUGCCGAGGAAGAGUAUUUUCCCGAAGAAAUCACGAAACUACGCGAAGAUGUAGAACACGGAUUAUCCUUAAUCGUCGUUGCCGAUUGGUACAAUGUAGAAGUUAAAAAAGUGAAAUUCUACGACGAAAAUACUCGACAGUGGUGGAUGCCAGAUACGGGGGGAGCGAAUGUGCCAGCUCUCAAUGAACUGUUAGCCCCGUGGAAUAUGGCGUUUAGUGAUGAAGUGUAUGAAGGAGAUUAUACGCUUGCCGAUAACUCGGUUUAUUACGCAUCUGGUACAAGCAUUUUGAAAUUUCCCUCCCAUGGCAUCGUAAUAAAGACAAAGUUGAACGAUCAAAGCUACGAAGUUACAUCGGGCAAAAGUAGGACAGCUCUUAAUGUUCCAGUAUUGGGACUUUAUCAAACCAUGCCAGAAGACGGCGGACGGAUUGUUCUGUAUGGAGAUUCCAAUUGUCUUGAUAGCGCGCUCUUACAGCGAGAUUGUUUUUGGUUGUUAAGCGACAUGUUGAAGUUCACAUCAAGUAAUGAGCUAUCUUCAACGUUUGCCGAAUUUAAGGGAAAUACGAUUGAAGACGGCGAGCUGCAGGUUCAACCUCAAAGAAUGGAAGGUAAUAAUUUAAAUCGAUACUCAAAAGUAUUGGAUUCACGGUUGGGACCAGCCAAGGCGAAAGAUUUGCCUGUAUGCCAUAAAUACACUUGGUCGGAAGCACAACCUUUAAAUGUUUCAUCUUCCGGCGAUCUUUAUAAUCAACCUAAACUGUUAUGGAUUGGUCAGCCUGCAUUGAUAGACCUAUCACGACAAAACAAAGUCAACUUUCCCGUUCCAAACGACUGGGACUCAAGUGACGAUGAACCUUUGAUGGAUAUAUGGUACACUUUCCCUAUCUACGUCCUUCUAAUAUCCUCCAUUAUCCUAGUGUACUUUGCUUUGCUGACGUGUCGAUCACGUGGGAAGGUGAUUAGACCAAGGAGAGCUUUCAAAUUUCGCAUUCCGACCACAAAAUUAUUUGUUUAAUCAAACUUGCUGCAUUUCCUCAUAUAUUCAUGGAAGAUAGCUCAAUAUCUGUUGACUUGGUCCAUUUCUUCACUUAAAGUACAAAUCUUUGCCAUGACAAG
Molecule: messenger RNA, 3362 nt
Organism: Xenia sp. Carnegie-2017
Lineage: Eukaryota; Metazoa; Cnidaria; Anthozoa; Malacalcyonacea; Xeniidae
Product: membrane-bound transcription factor site-1 protease-like
Biological process (GO): proteolysis
Cellular component (GO): Golgi apparatus
Molecular function (GO): serine-type endopeptidase activity
Source: RefSeq, a predicted model, not a curated record